This is a messenger RNA of Protobothrops mucrosquamatus (brown spotted pit viper), 666 nucleotides long. RefSeq names its product acireductone dioxygenase 1 (gene ADI1). Lineage: Eukaryota; Metazoa; Chordata; Lepidosauria; Squamata; Viperidae. The transcript has 4 exons. The record is from RefSeq and is a predicted model, not a curated record. Gene Ontology annotation, molecular function: acireductone dioxygenase [iron(II)-requiring] activity. The coding region runs from base 43 to 573 and encodes 176 amino acids.
GCGGCGCGGGAGUCGGGAGCUGAACCUCGGUGGCAGGGGACGAUGGUGGAGGCUUGGCAUAUGGACGAUUCCCGGGAGGACCCCCGGAAGCCGCAUCGCCCAGAGCCGGACCGGCCGGUCAGCCUCGAGCAGCUGAGCCAGCUGGGCGUCUUCUACUGGAAACUGGAUGCUGACAACUACGAGACUGACCCAGAAUUAGCAAAAAUUCGUAAGGAGAAGAAGUAUUCGUGGAUGGAUAUAGUAACGAUAAGCAAAGAUAUGCUGCCAAAUUAUGAAGAGAAGAUAAAAAAAUUUUAUGAAGAGCACUUACACCUAGAUGAUGAGAUUCGCUACAUCCUGGAAGGAAGUGGAUAUUUUGAUGUUCGUGAUAAAGAUGAUAAGUGGAUCCGGAUUGCUAUGGAGAAAGGCGACAUGAUCACGCUUCCUGCUGGCAUCUAUCACCGAUUUACACUGGAUGAAUCUAAUUAUGUCAAGGCAAUGAGACUGUUCGUUGGAGAACCCGUGUGGACCGCUCAUAACAGACCAGCUGACCACUUUCCUGCUCGAGCACAGUACCAACAGUUUUUGUCAUAAAUGGUACAAUAAACCAAUAGGACAACAUGAGGCAUGGAACACCCUGCAACAUCCGUACCAUUAAAAUGGCAAAGCGGCUAUGUCAGGGGUAGU